CAGAGAAGAAGAAGAAGAGAGGAGGCGGAGUAAUACCUCCAUGUGAGUAACACGUUAGUUAGUGCUCACUAGAAGUAGUUGGUUGUUUCUUCCACCGCAGUCAGGCAGCUUGUCAGCGUUUUAAUCUCAACAUGAACGGUUUAGACGAGGAACCAAUGGCGCCACAGACCUUUCUCUACGGGUGCGUGCUGGAAUCUGGAAAGGAUGUGGUGUUCAACCCAGAGGAUGAUGACUUUGAGCAUCAGCUGGAUCUGAGGAUGGCCUGUGUGGACCCCAACACCAAAGAUGAACUUCACAUGGUGGAGGUGGAAGGACAAGACACAGAGGGUCAGAAAAUCAAGGCGGCGCUGGUCUCCCUUAAGCCCUCUACCCUGCCAAGUGUGUGCCUUGGUGGUUUCACAAUCACACCCCCAGCAAUUUUCCGUCUGAAGGCAGGCGCUGGUCCAAUCCACAUCAGUGGACAACACCUCGUCAUGAUGGAGACCGAUCAGUCUUUUGAAGAAGAGGAUGACGAGGAUGAAGAAGAGGAGGAGGAAGAUGUCAAAACAUCAAAGAAAAGAGCUGCUUCCUCUUCACCUGCCAAGUCUCAGAAAAAAAUGAGAAUGGAAAUGGAGGAGGAUGACGACGAAGAUGAGGAUGAUGACGACGAUGAUGAUGAUGAAGACGAUGAGGACGAGGAGAGUGAGGAAGAAGAGUCACCUGUUAAGGCCAAGCCGACGCCAUCCAAACCAAAAACCCCCGCUCAGAACGGCAAGAGUCCCAAACCCAACACUCCUGCCAAAAAGCAGGAAAAGAGUCCUAAAGGUAAGGGUGCCAAGUCACCUAAAACCCCAACAACUCCCAAAGCAAUUCUAACAGUUCCUGAGAUUCAAGCCAAGAUGAUGGAGGCAGUGAAGAAGGGAAUCAUAUUACCUAAACUGCAGCCCAAGUUUGAGAACUUUGUGAAGAAUGGCCAUAAUGUCUCAGACCCCAAGGUCGUUUCCGAGCUGUGGAAGUGGAGACAGACCGUGAAGGAUGCUAAAUAACCGUCUCAGGAGUUUUAUUAUCUUUUUUUUUUUAUGACUUGUUUAUACCCAUUGCACCUCUCAAACCCUCUGAAGCCAAACUCAGUGCCUCGCCAUUCAUCUCUAAGUCCAGUCCAGAGGACUAGAGAGAGACAGUGAUGUGGACGCUGACCGCACACUGUGGUGUUGCGUUGUCUUUCCUCCGUCAGUCACCCUCUCACUGGGGCAGACAAAUGAUUUGGUUUGUUGAAUAAACCCCCCGGAGAACCAGCUUACAAAUUUGCAUCUUUUUGUAAAUGUGUAAAUAAAAUUCUCGCUAGAUUGUCAUCACCUGAAUAUGGAGGACAUCUUAAUGUGUUUUUUAUAUAUACAGUAAUUUGGCCUCAUGCAGGAACAAUAAAAAUGCAUCACACACAUAAAGUAACAACUUCUCAACAAAUGACAAAACUUCAGCUAAUGUUGGCCUCGGCAUUUAAUGCAAAGUUUUUGACUGACAGACAUCAGCAGUAAUGAUCAAAACAUAGAUAUUGAUUGAGCAAUACAGAUUUUUCUAGUAUUGUCCAUGAACAUAAAUAAAACUUUGCACUUUUUGAAUGUUUAUGCUAUUGUGAGAUUCCUACGGUCAAGAUCCCAUGACCACAAUCUGUCUUAACAUAAUAGAUGUCAUUUUUAUCAUGUAUUUUACCGUCCCAAAGUAGUCAACCGUGUCACAAAUGAAGCAUCCUGCACAUUUCAGCACUGUAAGUAGAGAUUGGUUCAUUUGGGUUGUUUGUAUCACCAUGACUACUAGCCAACAGGACAAAGGUUGGAUAUUUAGUCUGAGUGACUGAAUGCAUGAAGGAAUUCCCCAAUUAGUUAUUUUUUGUUAACCUGAGUUGCUUAAAACUUUCCAAACAAGGAUUUGCAGAUGUUACGUUCUAAGAAAAGUCCCACCUGUACUCAGUUUGAUGAGGCCACAAGUUCUGUGCUCAUGUGACCAGUUUAAAGUAACGUUAAAAAUGUAAAUGUCGAUGCAUGAGGCCUGUUGAAGUAGAAGAUCAUUCCAUGUUCCCAAGAAACACGUGUAAGUUUGUAUGACCUAUAUAAAAUGUGCUGUGGGUUUGGAUGGACUAUACCAAGAUUCAUUAAAUAAAAAUACUAUGUAAGUGUUGCUGUUCUGUUUCUCUGCAACGAGAUUCUCUGAUGAUUUUACCCCUUUUUGAAGAUAAAUUCAGGUAUUUGAUUAUUUUUAUGUGCAACAAUGGUACUUGCUAUUAAAAUUUCAAGCACAGACAA
Molecule: messenger RNA, 2279 nt
Organism: Sebastes umbrosus (honeycomb rockfish)
Lineage: Eukaryota; Metazoa; Chordata; Actinopteri; Perciformes; Sebastidae
Gene: npm1a
Product: nucleophosmin 1a
Exons: 12
Coding region: 132-1025 (297 amino acids)
Biological process (GO): ribosomal small subunit export from nucleus; ribosomal small subunit biogenesis; positive regulation of transcription by RNA polymerase II
Cellular component (GO): ribonucleoprotein complex; centrosome; nucleolus
Molecular function (GO): RNA binding; chromatin binding; histone binding
Source: RefSeq, a predicted model, not a curated record